Brienomyrus brachyistius is the source of this 2833-nucleotide messenger RNA. RefSeq names its product leucine-rich repeat and fibronectin type-III domain-containing protein 3. The record is from RefSeq and is a predicted model, not a curated record. Gene Ontology annotation, molecular function: protein binding. Lineage: Eukaryota; Metazoa; Chordata; Actinopteri; Osteoglossiformes; Mormyridae. The coding region runs from base 559 to 2421 and encodes 620 amino acids. The transcript has 5 exons.
UACCAUACGGGACCCUCUAUUACAGGUGCACACAUAAGUAUCUACACCUCUAAUAAUUGAACCCCCUACUACCACAACCUCCCUCCUCCUGGGGGUAGGUGGCUCCUUGGUGCCCACAGGCCCUCCUGCCUCCCCAGUCUCUUCCGGCUCUAAAGCUGGAAGCACCUGAAAGCGGUUAGACUCGGUCACUUCAGGAGAUGCCGCCUCUGUGGUCUGUGGACGCCCUUUCUUAUGUCUCUGCCCUACAUUCACCCAGCUCUCUGUCAUCAGCCGCUUCCCUGUUCACAGUGUGACAGUCCUAUUAGUGUCACCUGUUCCCACCACAUAUGCUACUGUCCCGACAGUUAAUUUUUAAACCCUGCAGCCAGAAACAGACGCUCCAUGUAUCAUGUGAGAACUGCACUUUACACCUCGACAUAGUUUAAAUCAUGGUGUUGUUGGGACAGAGAGAGGGACCUCUGCCUUGUCUGGUUUAAACACGGGUUUUAUUAUUAGAAACUAGGCUUGCAUUUUAAACGUUUUAAAGACGAAUGAAGGUAUCAUCAUCACGGGCUUAGGAUGAUUAUCUUUAACCUCCCAAGACCGCUGCUUGUGCUACUGCUGUGUCAGCUGAAGUUCUCCUCUGCAAACCGACCAGCGCGAUGGGACCAGAGCGCACAUCGGGUUGGGAACCGUCCACUUCCGACCAACUGCUCUGAAGGCUCUGCAGCGCCACCUGGCUGCGGGAGCCAGACGCACACCUUGGACCUGAGUUACAACGACAUCUCCAGCCUCACCUGGUCGGACAUACCGUGUCGCACGUCGUGUGCAACUCGGCUUGAUCUCAGCCACAACCGCAUCCAGGAGAUCCACGACGGGGUGCGGGCUGGUUUCCCGCGGCUGAAGGAGCUGGAUCUGAGCAGCAACCUGCUGCAUACCGUGACCCAGGAGCUGUGGUCAGGGCUCCAAGCCAUGGAAGUGCUGGACCUCAGACACAACCUCCUGACUGGGAUUCCAGCAUCUGCCUUUGCCGGCUUGGGCCACCUGCGGACGGUGCUGCUGCAGAAUAACAGUUUAGCGGCAAUCCCACAAGCGCUAUGCAGCGUGAGCAGCUUGCGCGUACUCUUUCUGGCCGGAAACCGCAUCGCCAGCGUGGAUUCCGCGAGUCUCCAUCUCUGCUCUGGGCUGCAGGAGCUGCACUUGGAGCACAACCUGAUUUCUGAGGUGUCCCCCGAGGCCUUCUGGGGGAUGGAGAAGCUGAAGGUGCUGAACCUGAGCUCCAACCUGCUGAAAACCAUGCCAGUCACCACCAUGCAGGCCCUGAGGGAGACGGGGGUGGCGGUCUAUCUCCACGGCAACCCAUGGGGGCUCCAUUGUGACCAGGGGGGCCGCUGCCUCGGGCUCCGUGACACAGUAGUGAGCACACUGCAUGAAGACACAGCUUUGACACUGCAGUGCAGAGGCAGCAGGCAUGGAGGCAAGGAAGGAUCCAUUCCAAGCCAACAUGAAUUUCUGUACUGGCAAACCCCAUUCGGCCAAUGGCAGAACAGCAGUGGGAAAGAUGACCACGCCCCCCUGGAAAUCCUGGCCAAUGGCAGCUUGAGGAUUAUCCAGGCUACCCCUUAUCACAAUGGACUGUACUACUGCCUCUUUCGGGAGGGUGAAGGACAGAGCCUCCACCCAUACAGGGUCCGAUUUGUGCCAGCCAGGUCGCGGAAGAGCAGAGACACUCAGGGCAAUACAGAAGUGGUGUCCAAAAGCCAUUUCGAGGCUGCAGUAGUGGCUUCGGUGACCGUCACCUUCCUUGCAGGAUUCAGCCUAGGAGCCUUUAGUAGGACCUACCUUAACCGCUGUUUGCAGAAAACGAGGGCAAAGGAAACAAAGGAAAAUGCCGUGCACUACAAAAGGACAACCUUCCGGAAGGGUCCGGAAGCAAACAUGGAGGACUCUGUGAACAUUGAGAUAUGCGAGCCUAACAACUCGCGGCCGAAGCAGAUCACGCCGCCCAAAAAGGCCCCGCGGACCGUACUGGCCAGAGAAGGCGAGGGUGAUGAUUCCAACCAGGAAACACCCGGCGGAGAGGACACCCAACAAGAAAAGAUGGUGCCAGGAGACUGGAACCACCAUGGGGACCAGGAGGCCACCAGAAGACAGGCAGAUGAUUCCUUGGAGGAGCUCCAGACACCGCAGCCAGCACCCCGACCGUCCAAGCGCAGGGUGAUCAAGCUCUACCACUAUGACGAAGACGGGAGCCCCUACAACCACGUGCAGGAACCCGAGGAGGCACCGCUGGCAACGCAGAGGUCCCUCUCUCUGACCCGCCUCAGCAACAUCAUGAGCGUAGCAGCGGAGGCGGACACCAGCACGCUGCCUUCGCAGGGGGACGAGCCGAGCGGGCGACCGCCUGGGGGUGGCACUGCAGUGUUCGAGCUGUCAGCGUAACCCUCAUCCGGCCUCUUCCCGUGCCCAAGACCGCCGUCAACCGCCAAGAUCAGCAUUCACAGACAUUCAAGUCAAAAGAACCAAUCAGAUUACAUUAAACAGUAUGCUGAUGAUGCAAAACUAUUUUAAUAUUCUUGCCACUAACUAAAUAUUUCAAAAGACCUUCGUCUAUCCUCCACAGGGGCAGGGGCACAGCCGGGGGUGGGGGUGGGCACAUUCCUACCCACUGAACUAUCAGGCCACCCAUUCAGUAUUCCUUUGCAUCUUGAACAAUGUCAUUUGUUAAAUUUUAAAAAUCACAUACACCUGCAAUCGAUGCUGUAUUCCUCAGGCAAUACUGAUGCAGUUUAAAACAAGCGAUUCAUUCAUUAAAAGAUGAUUUGAGGCCAAUAAAUACUGACCUGUGUGCACA